Molecule: messenger RNA, 1397 nt
Organism: Echinops telfairi (small Madagascar hedgehog)
Lineage: Eukaryota; Metazoa; Chordata; Mammalia; Afrosoricida; Tenrecidae
Gene: CUNH15orf62
Product: chromosome unknown C15orf62 homolog
Exons: 1
Coding region: 631-1158 (175 amino acids)
Source: RefSeq, a predicted model, not a curated record
GCAGAGCCCCAAUCCCUGCAAGGGAGCGGAUGCUGCAAUUACCUGAAAGCAUGAAACCCUGCUUCCCACCUGACUGAGUCAGCUGAAAACAAAACACUUCUCCACUGCCACACACUCCCACGGACAGCCAAGCCACUAAUCAGAGUCCCGGAGCCGCCAGCCGAGAAGGCACAGCCAGUACUGCUCCAGACCAGCGUCGGGCAGGGAAGGGAGAUCCCACCGGCUGCCCCUGGCCUGUUCCGGCAAGCUGGCCCAGCCUGCCAGGUGUCUUCUGGGACACCACCAUGCUGCCCUGCCUCCGGCUCCAGUAAGUGCUGCUCCGGGUUUUUUCCCACUGCUCUAUCAAGUAACUGGGCCGCCCCUGCUCUCCGAGACACUUGCCAGGAGCCCCAGGCUCUCCAGGAGAGACAUGCCCCCUGCUCUGGGCCUUGUCCUACCCCCAGGGACGUGGACCAGAGGGCUGUGCUGAGAGGACCCCAGAGGCCUCUGCCCCUGACCCACGGAGGCUGACACCCUGAAUCAAGAUCACCAGCUCCAGCAGGGACCAGAUGGUCACUGGCUGCUCUUGACCAGCUAGCUGCUGGGCCUCUGAGGCUAGGCUGUCUGUCAGCUGGCCCCACCCCGGACCCCAUGGAGACCUGGCGGAAGGGCUCCUUCCGCAAUGCCUUCUUCUUUAAGCGGCUGAGCCUGGGACGGCCAAAGCGACUCAGGCGACAGGGCAGCGUGUUGAGCCAGGCCAGCACAGCUGGCGGGGACCACGAGGAGUACAGCAACCGAGAGGUCAUCCGGGAGCUGCGAGGGCGGCCAGACGGCCGGCGCCUGCCACUGUGGGGGGAUGAGCAGCCCAGGGCCACCCUGCUGGCCCCACCCAAGCCCCCGCGCCUCUACAGAGAGAGCUCCAGCUGCCCCAACAUCCUGGAACCCUCUGCUGCCUACCAUGCCGCCUACUCAGCCACCCUGCCCACAGCGCUGUCCCUGGGGGGGGCCCUCCACCAGUACUCAGAGGAGGACCUUCUGGACCCUCCCCGCUUCCAGGAGACACCUGCUCCGGACCUCAGCGACCCCUUCUUCUCCUUCAAAGUGGACCUGGGGGUUCCCCUUCUCGAGGAAGUUCUGCAGAUACUGAGGGAGCAGUUUCCCAGUGAGCCCCACUUCUGACAGUGGGGCGGGGGAAAGCCUGCAGGCCCAGUGGGCGUGGGGCUGGAGAAGGCCGGAGGACCGGAGGUGCAGAGGUCAGCUGGCAGUGCUGUGAUGGGCGUUGCCUGGCGGAGCCCUGGAGGAAGCUGGCCAGGGUGGGAGCGGGACACCGACCCUGCCGCGGAGGAGACGAGAGGAUGGCAGAGGGGGACAGAGGGGUGGCGGGGAGGACGCAGACAGUGCUGCUGUUGGCAGACAAG